Mizuhopecten yessoensis (Yesso scallop) is the source of this 3884-nucleotide messenger RNA. Its product is annotated as protease-associated domain-containing protein 1-like. Bases 35 to 640 code for a protein of 201 amino acids. The record is from RefSeq and is a predicted model, not a curated record. NCBI's taxonomy places the organism in Eukaryota, Metazoa, Mollusca, Bivalvia, Pectinida, Pectinidae. The transcript is spliced from 5 exons.
UUCGCUGACAGAACAUGUGUAGUUCUUUCUAAAAAUGUUUUGUAAAGAGAAAGUUUAUCAUCUACUUACCUUUCUAUUUUCCGUUUUAAAUCUGUCUGAUGCUGACGAUCAGAUACGAGUAGCAACAACCUCUGACACCAACCUUAUAUAUGGAAAUUCACUUUUUAUGGAGGUUUUAGAACCAGAGGACAUAAAUUUUCUAUAUAAAAUAAGACCUGCCAAAAAUUUUGGAGCAGUUUUUGAAAAAAAGUACACAGGGAUGCAAUUGAUAUUAGGAAAUCCAUACAGCGGAUGUAGUUCACUGCAAAAUCAUGAGAUUGUGAGAGAUAGGAUUGUGAUGCUUCAAAGAGGGGAAUGCUCAUUCGUCACCAAAACUUUUCAUGCUCAAAUUGCCGGUGCUGUGGCAACCAUCAUAACAGAUAAUGAUAAAAAUAACGAUGAUAGUACGAUAGACAUGAUAAAAGAUGAAACAGACCGAGAAAUAAAUAUACCAGCGUUAUUCCUGCUCGGGAAAGAUGGAUACAUGAUAAAGAGCUCUAUAGAGAGAUACGGCCUUAUGGGAGCCACCAUCAAUAUACCAGUGAACUUGACAGGAGUGCCCAUCAAUAAUGUCAACAAACCGCCUUGGACAUUAUGGUGAUAAUUCACGGGAUAUAUGUCUCUUUAUAUGAAUAUACAAGUUGUGCAGGAUAAAAACGAGAUUAGUAAUGUGGUAUGAAAUAUGUACAUGCAAUUACUUAAAAAGGGAGGUUACUACUUAAUGAUAAUGCCCUACAAAGGGAGGUAAUCCUAACGUAUAACGACUUUAAUGGCCGAAAAUAUUUAGAAAAUGUUUCAUCUUCUAUUCUAUGCCAAAGGUGAUCCCUAGCUGACUUUUACUAUUAAACUUCAACUGUGUUAAACAUUAGUUUUUUUGACUCUAAGUCAUGUUGAAAAUGUUAAUAUGUUCGUCAUAUUAAUUUUAGAAAGACACACACCGGAUAAAGGGGAGUAUUACAUGUCAGGGCACAAACGCGAUAUAUUUGAUAACUUGUAAGAAAUGUGGUAUACAAUAUGUUGGCCAAACAUCUAUGACUAUCAAUACAUGCAUCAGAAACCAUCUAUAUUCAAUUAUACACUCCGACCCGGCCAAACCUGUGGUGGGACAUUUCAUUACGUCGGGUCACAAUACCAGUGACGUCGGUGUCAUUGGCUUGGUGACGGAUGUAAAUGACAUCAGCCGGCGGCUACGUUACGAGGACAGCUUCAUCAGAUUACUACGAACAUAACAACCAGAGGGGCUUAAUAUCAUUACAUAGAAUGGUGAAAACUAAAAAGACACCUUAUAAUCAGGGGACAGUGAGGAGCAUACCUUGUAUAUGUUGUGGUAAAACGUAUGCUCACAUCAGAAACUUGCGUAGGUAUGCUAACACUGCCCAUUCAGCCAUCAAGGCAUGGUAUAAAUGCAAAAUCUGCAAGAGAUCGUAAAGGAAAACAGGCGACUACAGAAAACAUAAAAGAAAUGAACACCCAACUUAUAUGAUUGAACCAGAAGUAAUAAAAGACACUACCAGGGAAGAUACAUGGAUACCGUCUGACAAAAGACCAUUUGAAGCACUAACUAGGAAACUGCUGGACCUAAUCAAAUUUCUGAUUGUCCCGGGACGGCAGUUAAUCAGGGAGGGGCCUGCUGAGAAGUCCCGGCUGAUCUUGGACCAAGCUUUAGAGAUGCUAAAGGAACAUCUUGCAUUAAGCGACUUGGAGUCAUUGGUAUACACACGCAACACUUCAGAAGAUGAAGAGGGAGAGAAAACAGGAGAAUAGAAGCAGUAGAAUUACAAAUCAGAAUCCACAGCGACACUAUGUUGAGAUGAACUACAAUAAGGGCUAAGCAAUUAUAAAACAAUAAUUAAAUAUAUACAUAUAUAUAUUUGUGAGGAACUAACAACCAACUGUGAAGGUCAUAUAGUAGAUAAAGAUGCAUAGGCUAUUAAUUAUGAGUAGAGUUGGACACUUAUGAACUGUCCAAAAGGAUCAUACCCACACAUUUUUAUGCAAUAAAAAAAUCUUCAUAAAUGGUCAAAAUACAAGUCAAGCUUGUUAACUGUAGGCCAUUUUAAUAUAGUGAUUGGCUGUUAAUAAAAUAGCAUGUAUUAUCUAAUAUUUUUAAUAUUAAAGUUUUACAACUGUGAUUUUUAAACAUUCUCAUUGUUGGGAUAAGCAGUGCAAAAGCAGAAGAUUCCAAAAUAUACAAUAAUAAUCUGUGCAGGUUAUCGACUAUAUUUGCCUACCAGGUUGACCUGUAUUAAUGCAGGUGACUUAUAGCAGGUAUGAAGGAAAGACAUUUCCAAGUAGAGAUACCAUACUUCAUAUGGAACUUGUUAUUUUAUAAAAAUGGCAUUAAUUUCCUACUUGGUACAAGUUGUAUGUUAUAAAUGAUUACAUGACUUUAUAAAAGUGAUGUUAAAAUAAUUAUUUAUUCAUAGCAUCACUUCAUACCCAACAUACAAAUGUCUGACACCGGUUCUAUCAAAGGGAGGGCAACAUUGACAUAGAUCUGAUGGUCAAAGGAAUAGUAUAAGUAGAAGUUUCUUCAUAAUUGGUGGUGGGUUAUCAUGUUAAUUUAACUGGUGUGAGUAAUUUGGGAAAGGAACUGUCACAUCAGGAAAACAUUUGAUAUCAAUAAACAUUUUGUCCAGAAAAUAACAUUUACUGUUUCGUAUUUUAACCUGGGUAUGAUGUCACAAUGAUAUAACACAAAAUUUUAUAUUUGAAAGAAUUUUGAAGUCACAUCUUGUCUGGUUAAACUUUUGUCAAGGUAAAGGGUCGUUAUUUUGACUGAAGAAAAUAUUUCCUACCUCUAAAAAAAUUAUGAAUUAUAUGACAAUGAAAGUUAUGAUAUAAAACAAUGGUGUAUUAUUCCUAUGAUCACGAAACCUUUAUCAGUGUGUCAAGCCCUGGUUGUCUUUAUGCCCCAUGUAGCAGAUAUUAGAAAUUUAUGCAAUAUACACUUAUAUGCAAAUUUUACAUAGAAUAGUAUUUUUACAUUCAUAUAAUACAUUUUAGAUUGUUAAUAUAUCUUAGGAUACUUGCAAAAUCAACACAUAGCCGGUGUGUUUUCAUAUAGUAACUCUGUAUUCAUGUAUAACAUUUUUAAUUAAUCUUUAUGUAUUAUGUAGUUUUAGCACCAACAUUUUUAAGGUGAAGGGUGAAAAUACAACUAGAAGAAAUUUCCAGGUAAAAAGUGAUAUUUAAAAUUUUACCCAAUAAUAGUUUCCACUAGCUUGUUAAUUUUUUCAUUCUUUGAGAAAAGUAAUUAAUGACUGCUGAUUGUAUCUCUCCAGAUGAUUUUUUAUUUAAUGUACCAAAAAAUGUUCAUUUCAUUAACACACUGAUGAUAGAUAAUUCUAUUCAGUUUUCUAGGGCCCUGUUUAGAUGCCCAAAUGCCAGGCCCAAUUUUCUUGAACCUUCCAUAAGUUAAGAAAAUUCUGUAACUUAAUUUUUCCAUAGGAAAGGUUUCCAAGUUUAAGAAAAAAUUCUUUAACUUAGGAUUUUUCCUAAACUCUAAUAUUGUUUUCCUAUGGAAAAACAGAAGUUAAGGUAUUUCCUGAAGUUAAGAAAUGGUCAUGAAACUGAGGCUAGGAAUCAUGCUCUCACCUACAUGUAUGAUAGGUGUCAACCUCUGAAACCUCCAAUGAGGUAGAUCUCCUUCAUUUCCAAUGAGGGAGACUGUGUGAGAUGUGACUGAAAAUGCUUUGCUCAAUUGAUCUUUUCCUUUUUAUUUAUCAAAAUAACUCUGAAAAGCAUUUAUUUAAUUCACACACCUUGUAGUAACUAGAAGAUCAUUUGACCACAGGAUGUAGAUUUUGAGUUUGUGUGAGUUUGGAUUUGAAUGAGGGAGUUAC